This is a messenger RNA of Archocentrus centrarchus (flier cichlid), 1950 nucleotides long. RefSeq names its product adrenodoxin-like. The record is from RefSeq and is a predicted model, not a curated record. Gene Ontology annotation, biological process: P450-containing electron transport chain. Gene Ontology annotation, molecular function: electron transfer activity; 2 iron, 2 sulfur cluster binding. Gene Ontology annotation, cellular component: mitochondrion. Lineage: Eukaryota; Metazoa; Chordata; Actinopteri; Cichliformes; Cichlidae. The transcript is spliced from 4 exons. Bases 328 to 816 code for a protein of 162 amino acids.
UUUUUCAUGAAGUACGCAGAGCAGUGGAGUUUGUGACCUGACUACAUAACCCUGGACUGUGUUGAUAGUAUCUGCUUUGUGUUUUCUUGGUGGGUGUAACUGGUGCACCACUGCUUUAUUGAGUGAUUGAUUUGGGGUCUUGGACACGUAGCGGUUGUCAUACGGUUCACGUUAUGCGGUGACAGUGACAAAGUGACUUCUUUCAGCUAAAACAAGCUAGCCCAGCUAGCCUGCUCGGUCGGCUCAGUCAGGCAACUUCACGUCCGCCAGUCCAGCAGCUCGUAUUACCUCUCCGCUAGUUUUUCAGCUUCUUUUGGGGGGCUUCAAAUGGCUUUGGUAACAGCGUUAAGACGGCUGGCUCAGAUUAGUCUACGAGAACAUUCCCGGAGGACGUCGGCAGUAACCUGGCUGAUGGGACAGAGGAGUUUUACCGCAGGCACACAGCCCCUGAGAUUGGACAACAAGGUGACGAUCAACUUCAUCAACCGAGACGGGGAGAAGAUCACAGCGAAGGGAUCGCCUGGAGACACUCUGUUAGACGUUGUCAUCAAUGAAGAUCUCGACUUUGAUGGUUUUGGAGCGUGCGAGGGAACACUGGCGUGCUCCACGUGCCAUCUGAUCUUUGAUGAGGAAGUAUAUAAGAAGCUGGGACCCAUCACAGACGAGGAAAUGGACAUGCUAGACUUAGCCUAUGGCCUGACUGACACAUCUCGUCUGGGUUGCCAGAUCUGCCUGACAAAGUCUCUGGAGGGAAUGGUAGCCAAGGUUCCAGAUAGUGUAGCUGACAUCCGACAGACCAAAGAUGGAUCAUCUUAACAGGGAACAUGUGACUGAGACCAUAAAUAUAAAAAAAUGAGGGUACCUCAAAUGUACACAGAGACGAUGGUAGGUGAUCUGUCAGUAAUGCCACGGGCUGCCACAGAACUCUUUCCCACUUUUUUUUUGUUUUGUUUUUUUAAUAACACAAACUACCAAGUCAUAGACUACUAGAGCCAGCUCUCAAAAACCAGGAAGCACAGAUAUGCCACUCGGCCUCGCAGUAUAAUUUUUUAUAGAAAGUAAAUUUGCGCUAUGCAAGAUUUUUAGAGGAACGAGGCAAACUGUAAUGCUCAGUUUACAGGGGGAACGUGCAGCCCUGGUAAGGAAUCAUAAAGUAUUUAUGAGAUAUAAAAUGCUACCUAUAAGAUCUCAUAUAAUCCAUUCUGUUCAUUUUAAUCAUUGUCUGAAAAAAUGUUACUUAUUUGUCAAUGUGAAUGAAGCGUGUUGUUUAUUAACCCGCAGACUCCAGCCGGCCGCUCUACCUUUCAUUAAUUGAGAUUUUCUGUGACUACAUUUAUACUAUGGGCUCACUUUUAUACCUCACAUGGAGCUGGACCUUCUGGAAGUGUACACUCUUUGUCUCAUAUGUAACUUCAGUCAGCCCUAUGGAGGACCAAAACCGCCAGAAUAAAAUAAAUGACUUGGUAUGUAAAUAUGCAAUUACAUGCCCCAAAGUGGUUGCAUUAAAAAAAAAAAAAAAAAACCUAAAUAUUGGGCAAAAAAAACAAAAAUCAAAGGAAAAUAAUUCUUAAAUUUCAAGUGUCAUUCAAAAAAUUAAGGCAUUUUUUUUUUUUUUUUUUUUUUAAAAAGGGAAAGUAAAUGUUAAUACAGAAGAAAGUUAAAUACUUUGUCACAUAUGCUAAACAUGUUUUUACAUUUUUGUUGCAUUUAAUGGAAUUAAGUUUUUUGAGUUCAUUUCUUUCUUUUUGGUGUUUUUGAUCUUCCAUAGAGGUUGACUUAACCAACAGUACUCAACAGCCCCCCCAAAAAACAUCUAUUUUACUACAUGUGUAUAACCCUGUUGUUAUUUUUGAUUAGAUCCUUCACGUGACCUUAAUCAUUUCACUAUGUGUACACACAAGCAUCUUUAAGAGUGAAAACAUCUAAUAAAAAUUCACCUUUCUAAUGGCA